Molecule: messenger RNA, 1549 nt
Organism: Phyllotreta striolata
Lineage: Eukaryota; Metazoa; Arthropoda; Insecta; Coleoptera; Chrysomelidae
Source: the annotation of a GenBank genome assembly
CCGCAUCUUUGCGCAGUCGCUCACUUAACAAAUCCAUUUUAUCAGCAGCCACUUUUUGGCAGUGAGUUGUGGAUACGACAAGAAGGGCCGAUUCACUCUACCAAAGAUGUUUUCGAGGUUUUUCAACAAAGCCUCUUGCCAGGCCUCGCAAGAUUCCGCAAUCGAAGCACCCAUGGCCCCUAUCACCACAGACAACUCUCCGAAAAAUCUAGUUCAAUCACUAGUCGCCGGCAGGCAAAUUGCUGCCGCUGCUGCUGCAGAAGGAGACAGUUGUGAAUUCGGUUCUGCCCAUUACUUUGCCUUGUGCGGUCUGGGAGGUAUUUUGUCUUGUGGUAUCACUCACACAGCGGUGGUACCUCUAGAUUUAGUAAAAUGUCGUAUCCAAGUCGAUCCGGCCAAAUACAAGAGCGUUUUCAACGGAUUCCGUGUAACGCUGAAAGAAGACGGUGCAAGAGGUCUGGCUAAGGGUUGGGCGCCUACAUUCUUUGGAUACUCGGCUCAAGGUCUUUGCAAGUUCGGUUUAUAUGAAGUAUUCAAAGUGAUGUAUACUGAUAUGAUCGGCGAUGAGAAUGCCUACUUGUACAGAACGUGGUUGUAUUUGUCGGCCUCCGCUUCUGCUGAAUUCUUCGCCGAUAUCGCCCUAUCUCCUAUGGAGGCUGCUAAGGUGAAGAUCCAAACUACGCCAGGAUUCGCGAAUACUCUACGCGAGGCUUGGCCCAAGAUUUACAGAGAAGAGGGUCUUAACGGUUUCUAUAAAUCAUUGGUGCCUCUAUGGAUGAGACAGAUUCCUUACACGAUGAUGAAGUUUGCUUGCUUUGAACGAACUGUGGAGCUUCUCUACAAGUAUGUCGUUCCCAAGCCGAGAGCGGAUUGCACUAAAGGUGAACAACUGGUUGUUACCUUUGCUGCCGGUUACAUUGCUGGAGUAUUCUGUGCAAUUGUAUCUCAUCCCGCUGACACUGUUGUUAGUAAGUUGAAUCAAGAGAAAGGAGCCACGGCCUUGAGUGCUGCUAAGAAGUUAGGAUUCGCCGGUCUGUGGAAGGGAUUGACUCCUAGGAUUGUUAUGAUUGGUACAUUGACUGCCUUACAAUGGUUCAUUUACGAUGCCUUUAAGGUUGCCAUGAGAAUGCCGCGUCCGCCACCACCAGAAAUGCCAGAAUCCCUUAAAAAGAAAUUAGAAGGCAAAACCGAGUAAACCAAUUUUAACUAAUUAAAGUUUAAUUUAUGAUUUUUAUUUUCAGAGAGAGAAACAGAAAGUAUUUCCAUUAUUAGUGUGGCGUAACUAUUAUUAUAUUGUAUUGUUGAUUAUCACCAGUCCUGAAGAAUAUUAUUUUGAUAUCUUAAGUUAAUUAAUCUGUAGAUUGUAAAUAGUUUAAUCAGUAUACACAUUGAACUUGAUUUUUAUGUCUUUUACUUCUAUUUCUUUGUUAUUGUACAUCCAUACACUGGUGAUAAAUUAAAAUCGAUAAAUUAAAAAUUAUGUUUGUAUAAUUUAUCCUAACUGAAAAAAUAAAUCGUAAAUCGUCUAAAAAUAACAUUAAAAGUAUUU